Pungitius pungitius (ninespine stickleback) is the source of this 7693-nucleotide messenger RNA. It is a transcript of the gene peak1, whose product is annotated as pseudopodium-enriched atypical kinase 1. NCBI's taxonomy places the organism in Eukaryota, Metazoa, Chordata, Actinopteri, Perciformes, Gasterosteidae. The transcript is spliced from 7 exons. Bases 517 to 6300 code for a protein of 1927 amino acids. Gene Ontology annotation, molecular function: ATP binding; protein kinase activity. The record is from RefSeq and is a predicted model, not a curated record. Gene Ontology annotation, biological process: protein phosphorylation.
AGUGCCGCUCGCUCCCGCUCCGGGGUGGUGGAAAAAACUGCAGCGGCUGUUAGCGGAGAGCCACGCAGAGAGAGCGAGCGCGAGGAGCUCAGCAACGGACACACACACACACACACACACACGGAUUUUCUUCCCUUGUUCCUGCGGAGGACGACGUUGUCAAAACCCGGGAUUUUAACUGCUGCCGAGAAGCGCCAGAAUCCGCGCGGAGGUUUGUCGGCGACGGAAAAGGAGAAUUGUCCGUGGCCUCCAGCCGCCCCGUGAGUCAGCAGCUUCUGGUGCUUUCAGGCCCAGCGUUACUCGACACAACAGGGCGCCGCGCAGCCCGGCAGCUUCCGGAAGUUGGUGCUCCAUGGCCGCCAGUGCUGCCGCUUGAGUCUCUGCACCGUCCAGUACCCCCCCCCCCCACAUUUGAGGCUUGAAUUGUUGCACUACAGUCCGUUGCUGUAGCCUGUAGCUUCAUGGAGGGGUUUCCCGUCCACUGACUCAGCACGCUGCCUCACCGGACCGGCAGCCAUGUCCGCCUGCAGCACCUUCACCGAGCAUGUGUGGAAACCAGGCGAGUGCAAGAACUGCUUCAAACCCAAGAGUUUGCACUGCCUGGCUCAGAGUGGCGGAGGGAGGCCUCCACCCAAGCAGAAGUCUCCAACAAUUCAGCAGCAGAAUCCAACCCCUGCCGGAGCCAGAGCCAACACUAACCUUACUGUCAGCUCCCAGAGGGCUGGCAGCGGUUCUGCCCGCUCCGGACACUUCCGUCCACCGGUGGCUAAGAAGCCAACGAUAGCUGUUAAACCCACCAUGAUGCUGCCCUGCUCGUCUGCAGGACUGGACUCGGAUGGCAACCUGCAGCAACCACCGAAUGUUUUGGAGCUGGGCAAAACGUCAGCCUUCACGGUCUGGAACCGCAAUGGGCUGAACUGUAAGAGGCCCGCUGGGCCCAGCAACAACAACGAAGGAGAACACGGUACCGAGGAGAUUGAAGGCUAUGCACUCCUUAGCCCAAGGACCCCCAGUGGAAAUAACAACAACAGCGGACUCACAGAUGUCCUAAAAGAAAUCGCUGGGUUGGGCCCUGGCCCCAGCAGCACGCCGCUCUCCGGUUCCAAGGACUUGUUUUGGGGAAGAAUCAGUAGUUCAUACCGUCGGUCGUUGGAACGAGGCCUUCCAGCGUCAAGCUGCCUGGCCAUGGGAAGCAUCUGUGGCGGCGGCCCUGCUCCAAAGCGGGUGCUGCUUAGUGAUAGCUCCGAGGUCAUCAGCACAGAAGGUGGGCGCUUUUGCUACCCCGACUUUUCCAGCGAAAGUGACGAGGACGACGAGGACGAGGAUGAUGAGGAAGAUGAGGAUGACGAAGAGACCGAAAGGGAGGACGAUGAACACGAAAGCUGGGACGAAAGUGACGAAGAGCUACUCGCCAUGGAGAUCCGUAUGCGCGGCCAACCGCGAUUUUCCAAUUUCCGCGCCGCCACAAUGUCUCCGGUGCGCUUCGCUGCGGGGAAAAAGUGGAACACUGUGCCGCUCCGCAACCGCUCACUGCAGCGCAUCUGUGCGGUGGACUAUGACGACAGCUACGACGAGAUCCUGAACGGGUACCCCUCCGUGGACUCGAAUGGAGCCCUUCUUCCGUAUGGGCCCCACGACAUGCAAGGCAGCGGUUUCCUAUCGAAUUCGGAGUCCACCACGUCUCCGGAGUCCUCGUCGUCGCGACCGGAGGAUUCUCAAACGACUUCGAGCAGCGGGAGCAGUGCCCCCGUCGUCCUUCCAAAUGGCUUGCAGUCUCCCACAUACUCUAAGGGACCCGUGUUCUGCACCCCUCCCCCCAAGAAGGAGCCCGUCCACAGAGCGCUGAGUCCACUCAAGGUGUCUGAAACACACAAGGCUGUCCUGGCCAUUAGAUUGGAAGAUCAGGACGGCAGAGAAGGCAUGCCGAUGCCCCUUGCCCUCCCAGGUCAACCCGUCACCAUCAGUUUUAUCCCCACAGAGGAGCAGGCUAAACCGUACCGAAUAGUGAAUUUAGAAAAAUCCCUGAUGUGCAAGCCUUACACUGUGGUGGACGUAUCGGCGUCUAUGGCCAACAAGGAUGAACAGUCUGUCGACUCGACUCCAAAACCCAGAAACUUCUCGAAGCCUUCCAGCCCCUCGUCGUUUUGUAGCGCACCUCUAGGUCAGCUCCUGUCUCCAGGCUCCCCACUCUCCCCUUCUUCUCUUGUGAUGCCGACAUCACCCACAUCUGUAGCAAUGCCAGGUAGCUCCCGCAAGAAGUCCGGGAACAUACGCUACCAAGAAGUGUGGACAUCAAGCACAAGUCCUCGCCAAAAGAUACCCAGAGUGGACUUGGGGGCUGGGAGCAGUCCUUGCCCCUCUGUCCCUACUCAACACUGCAGCCACAAGUCAGCUCCAACUUCUCCCAUCUCUGGGCUGUCUUCAUCCCGAACUGUACCUGUGAAAUCUUCCAACUUAUCCGGGAUCAAGUUUAACAGUUUCAAUAAUGCAGGCAUGCCUCCUUUUCCCAUCAUAAUUCGAGAUGAACCAGCCUACGCCCGCAGCUCCAAGAAUGCUGUUAAGGUACCUAUCGUUAUCAAUCCAAAUGCAUACGACAAUUUAGCUGUUUACAAGAGCUUCUUGGGACUCAGUGGGGAACUGCCUCAGCCGAAAGGGGGAGGUGGCCGGGUCACAAGCCAUACGUACGAAGAGAUCGGGUCCUCUGAGAGUGUCCAGUCCUCAUCGACAGAGAAAACCAUCUCUGGUAAAGGCACAUCGGAGAAGGUCUCUUUUGAAGACACAAAGGCUCCACCUGAGGCAGUGUGCAGGGCACCAAAUCUUAAAACCACUACAGACUCUAGCAAUGGGACGAACAUUGUGAUGAACUCCGUGGUUGGAGCGCUCUCUCCGACUACAUCCGCACAUCAUCCUGCCAUUCUCUCCAUCCCUGCAAACCUACCUAAAACCAGCCCCGCCGCCGGUGACGUUGCACACACUUGCAAGACAAGUGAGGACCCGCUUUGCAAUAAAGACUUGGCUUCGUCCUCUGGGAAAGUGGCCAGCCACAGGGAGGAGGCCAGUGCUGUGCUUUUACAAAUUGUUGCCUCCAUCCAGCCUCCACAGUCUCCUCCGGAGUCGCCCUCGAUACAAGCCAAUAAGGAGAGCCCCGAGGAGCUUUACGCCCUCCCACCCGAUGCCAUGAAGGAGACCCUCGUCCGGCCCAAGUCUCUUUUUUCCACAGCUGAUGGCUGUCUUUCCAAACCCAAGAAGGACACGCCCUCCAAAGUGUUGUCCAAAUCGCAGAGUGCCUCCCCUGCUGUCCCACCCUCCAGCCCCCGGGCAGAGCCCAGUGCUCCCUUCCCUCCUCCCAGGUCCACGUCCUCCCCGUACCACGCUUCAAACAUCCUCCAGAGACACUUUGGCAACUGGACCAAGAGUUCCGCCUCCAGUUCUCCCGUACGACCCGUUGAAGGUGAGGCGAGUCCAGUUGGCGAGGGGAAACGUGUUUUGGCAGAAAGCGCCAAACCCAAACGCUGGAUCUCCUUUAAGAGCUUCUUCCGCCGGCGGAGAGAUGAGGAUGAGCAGCGGGAGAGGGUGGAGAGGGACAAGGACAAGGGCAAGCUGGUUGGGCUCGACGGAACCGUCAUCCACAUGCUCCCGCCGCCACCCGUCCAGCAGCAUCACUGGUUCGCGGAGGCCAAGGCAGAGGACCCCACGCAGAAGCCGACCAUCAUCUUCACGUACAAACCAGAGAGCGGAAGCGACCCCGGUGACGGAGAAGGAGAGCUAAGGGUGGAGGAGUGCAGAGAUGAUGCUCUGCUGACUCCAAAUGAGAGCAAAGAAUCCGGCACCCUGAGCCCCGGGCGAACAUCCCCUCGUCUCAUCAGCAAGGAUCUCAGCCAGGUGCCGGUCGGCGCAAACGGCGCCAGGGAGCGGGAGCCGCCCGGUGCCGCCGCCGCCGCCUUCCCUGCCGCCAAAGUGAGUCUGGCCCUGCUGCUCGGGGAGGGGACCCACGCCAGCGCGGUCGCCGCCUCGGCCAGCGAGUGCAGCGCCAGCCUCGGGGAGCCGGAGGAGGACGGGAGUCACUCCCAUCGCUCCCCGUCUCCGGCCUCCAGCCAGUGCAGCGCCACGUACACCAACCUGGGUCAAUCCAGAGCCAACAUGAUCCCACUGAAACAGCCCAGGAACAUGAAAUCCUCCAACGACACCUUGGCCUCCAUGGACCUGGACGGCUUCUCUGAGCAGCCCGCCCCGAAGGCCACGCCCCCGCCUCUACCCAAGAAGGCCGUGCCUCGCUCCAGCACCGAGCCCAACCUGGCGGCCAAAGACUCGGCCCCGAGACUCCGCGCGGAGGCGAAACCCGGCGGCACCAACCUGAGCGUGGCCAACCCGAUCUACGACCUGGACUCCACCUGGGAGACGGCGAGCCAGGACUCCUCCCUCACCUCCGAGCCUCAGCGGGCCCACGGGCACGAGAGCGGCGACUCCCUGGAGAGACGCGCCGCCGCGCCUACCGACAGGGGGCGCCCGAGCCACAGCGCGUCCUCGCUGGUCUCGCAGCCUCCGGCCGGGACCGGCGCUGAGAGGAGGGCCUACCCCAGCACGGAGUCCCUGGCUGGAAGGGGCCUGACAACGGGUCGAGGCGCCGCCGCCGCCACCGGAGGCGCCAAACCCCAGAGGGCCGCCCUGUACAGGGGGUUGGACAGCUGGGACGAGGUGGUGGGCAGGAUCCGCGGGCUGCACACCGACACGCUGCGGAAGCUGGCCGCCAAGUGCGAGGACCGCUUCAUGGCCGGCCAGAAGGAUCACUUGGGAUUCGGCACCGACAGCUGGUCCCACUUCAGGCUGACCACCGGCAAACCCUGCUGUGAGGCGGGGGACGCCGUGUACUACACCGCCUCCUACGCCAAGGACCCGCUGGUCAACUACGCCAUCAAGAUCUGUCGCAGCAAAGUGAAGGAGACCCAGCAGCAGUUCUUCCACAGCCUGGCAGUGAGACAGAGCCUGGCCGUGCACUUCAACAUCCAGCAGGACUGUGGACACUUCCUGGCCGACGUGCCCGCACGCCUGCUGCCCUGGGAGGAGGAGGAGGAAGGCGAGGGGGAGGAAGAGGAUGCCGACGGGCCAAAGGAGAAAGAGAUUGACACCGCAACCAAGGAGGCGGGCUCCCGUGCGGCCAGCGGCAAAUCGGAUGAAGCCUCGUCGGCCGGUCACGUGAACACCGCCGGCCGCUUGAGGAGCCGAGUGGUGGUCAUCACCCGCGAGGUGCCCUUCCAGACGGUGGCGGACUUCGUCCGGGACGGCGCGGCGCGCCACGCUAACAACCCGGAGCUGUACGAGCGGCAGGUCUGCCUCCUGCUGCUGCAGCUCUGCUCGGGCCUGGAGCACAUGAAACCGUACCACGUGACCCACUGUGACCUGCGCCUGGAGAACCUGCUGCUGGUCCACUGCCAACCUGGCAACCCGUGGAACCUGGACGCCCGCGAGCCCAACAACAACAACAGCAGCAGCAGCAGCGGCGGAGGCGGCUCCAGUGCGACCUCCGCCGCCGCCGCCACCUGCCCCGCCCGCCUCAUCAUCAGCAACUUCUCGCAAGCCAAACAGAAGAGCAGUCUGAUGGCGGCCGACCCCGGGACGCUGCGCGACCAGUCCCGCCUGGCGCCCGAGAUUGUCACGGCGACGCAGUACCGCAAGUGCGACGAGUUCCAGACGGGGAUCCUCAUCUACGAGAUGCUGCACCGGCCCAACCCCUUCGAGGAGACGCCGGAGCUGAAGGAGCGGGAGUACACGUGGGCGGACCUGCCGGCGCUGCCCGUCCGGUCGCUGUACUCUCAGGGCCUGCAGCAGCUCGCCAGGCUGCUGCUCACCGUCAACCCCUCCGAGCGCAUCCGCAUGUCCGAGGGCCGCGCCUGCCUGCAGUGCCUGCUCUGGGGCCCCCGGGAGGACCUGUUCCAGGCGCUGGGCCCCAUGUCGGGGGCCACGACCAGCCAGCGCGAGGCCACCCUCCAGAACUGGCUGGACCUGAAGCGGACGCUGAUGAUGAUCAAGUUCGCGGAGCGCUCGCUGGACGCGGCCUGCGGCGUGAGCCUGGAGGACUGGCUGUGCUGCCAGUACCUGGCGUUUGCCACCACGGACACUCUGAGCCGGGUGGUGCACAUCCUGCAGCAGCCACAGCCGGCCUCCCAGAGCCAGAACCAGAACCAGAACGAGAGCCAGAGUCAGAGCCAGAACCAGCCGGCCCACGCAUCACCGAGCAAAACUCAAACACACCAAACGCACCAAACACACGCCCUCCACCUGACUGAGUCACAGCCGCUCUGAGUUCCCUCCGGCUAUCUGUUACUAUGGAAACAGAUCCAACCCCCCCCCCCCCCCCCCCCACCCACCCACCCACCUCUCACCCCCCCUGUGUGGUCCAUCUGCUGACACUAAUGUGUGAUGUAAGCUAAUAGUGAGCUUUGUUAUUGCAGCAGCCACAGGGCUUCACCCAGAACGAUCCAUACAGAGCGAGGCUGGAGAUUCAUUGUUCACUUCAUCUGUUUUUUAGAUGUUAAAUAUCAAAGCGAUUUAACAUGUUCAUGAUUUUUGGGUUGGGGGGGGGUUGCGGAAUUUGCAAGCUACAAAUUAGAUACCGUUGCAUGGUAGCUGUCUCUGGGGUUUACUUGAGCCACUGUCCAAUGGAAUUGGUCUUGGAUUAUUAUUUUAGUGUAAAAAAUUCAAAAUAAAAGGAUGUUUUAGAAAGAAAUGGAGAUUUAACUACCGAGUGAGAAAGUGUGUCCAAACUCCUGUAAAGAUAAAGAUGUGUGAAAAUGAAGGGAGAUCAUUAAUGAAGGCAAUGGGAGAGAAAAAGAAAGUUCGAAAGAAACUAUCCAUACAUUGAGAUAAUAAGUGAGAUAUAAAAAUGUGUGUGUACAUAUAUAUAUAUUUUAAACGUGAAAUAUGUUUGACCACUGAAACUAAAGAUCUGCCACAAAGUUUCCACUUUUCUUUUCUUUUUUUUUACCAGAAUUGUGUACUAUAGUUUAUUACAGAAUGCAGUCAGACAUGGUUACAAGAACUACAUGACAGCUGAGACUCUGUGAAAUGAGUCUUUUAUGGUUUGAAAUUCAAAAGCCCUCAAGUUGACCCCUUUUCCAGAUGUUUUAGACGCUUUUGAAGUUGAACACCUGCCCUGGAUGUUGGUUUCUGGAGGGAGAAUGUGCAAUGAAUGUUGCUUGUUGCAUCCCGUCGUAUUUACUACGCCGCUCUUCCGUUGUUGUUUUUUUGUGGCACAUAAACUGAUUCUCAUCGGCUCGGUGGACCUUCAGGGACCGCACGGAGGUUCCUCCUCGUCCAUCGAGCCAGAGGAGCCGGAGGGGCCGGAGGGGCCGGAGGAGCCGGAGGAUUCUGUUUGUUUCACGCAGCGGUUGGAAUGUAAAAGUUUGCCUGGACUGAAACCCGAACAGUCGUGCGCUUCUGAGACGCGCUCAUCGUCCAGCUGAACCACUCGGCCCCAACGUGUAAAAACCCCUCGGGGGGCCACUGGGGCUCCUCCGUGUCAUCGAGCCCCCCCCCCCCCCCCCCCCCCGUUUCCCCGGGACGCGGGGUCCACUGUCACUGAGGAGCAGCUGGACGUGUGAAGGCUUGACAGACGCCUUCCUGCUGACUCUGCACAAGGAGCCUCUGCAUUCUCAAGUGCACGUUCUGUUUGAGGAGGCGGAGGAGGAGGAGGGGG